Condylura cristata (star-nosed mole) is the source of this 3552-nucleotide messenger RNA. It is a transcript of the gene ADAMTS19, whose product is annotated as ADAM metallopeptidase with thrombospondin type 1 motif, 19. Bases 1 to 3552 code for a protein of 1183 amino acids. Gene Ontology annotation, molecular function: metalloendopeptidase activity. Gene Ontology annotation, biological process: proteolysis; extracellular matrix organization. The transcript is spliced from 22 exons. Lineage: Eukaryota; Metazoa; Chordata; Mammalia; Eulipotyphla; Talpidae. The record is from RefSeq and is a predicted model, not a curated record. Gene Ontology annotation, cellular component: extracellular matrix.
AUGCGCCCGACUCUGACUCACAUCUGCUACUGCUACCUUUUUUACCAGCUGGGAGUAUUUUCGAAUGGGAUCGUUUCAGGGCUGCAUUUCACCCCCGAACACGAGGAGUGGGAAGUCGUGUUUCCUGCACUCUGGCGCCGGGAGUCAGUGGAAGCAACUAUAGGCGGCAGUGGGGGCAGCGCGGACCAGAACUGGGUGCGUGGUGUUGCCGGCGGCAGGGUGCAGGCUGCUGGCAGCUCUCGAGAGGUGCGCUCUGUGGCCCCCGUGCCGCUGGAAGAGCCCUCAGAGGGCCAGUCUGAGCCCCAGCCCCGGCCCCCCCCACCUCCUGGGGUGGAGGAGGAUGAGGAACUGGAAUCUCAGGAGCUGCCUCGGGGAUCCAGUGGGGCUGCUGCCCUGUCUCCCGGUGCCCCAGCUUCGUGGCCGCCACUGCUGUCCCCACAGCCGCCCCCAUCCCCACCUCCGGCUCAGCAAGCCCAGCAUGAUGGCGAUGAAGUGUUGCUGCGGAUCCCAGCCUUCUCCAGGGACCUAUACCUGCUACUCAGGAGAGAUGGCCGCUUCUUGGCACAGGGCUUUGCAGUAGAACAGUGGCCGAGUCUGGGCCCUGGCCCCACGCGGGCAGCAGCUGUCUUGCGUCCUCCGGUGCCACCAGACACAGCCUGCUUCUAUACCGGGGCGGUUCUGGGGCACCCUGGUUCCCUGGCCUCUUUCAGCACCUGUGGAGGUGGCCUGAUGGGAUUUAUACAGCUCAAUGAGGACUUCAUAUUUAUUGAACCACUCAAUGAUACAGUGGCCAUUACGGGUCACCCACACCGUGUAUAUAGGCAGAAAAGGUCCAUGGAGGAAAAAGCCAAAGAGGAAUCACCUCCUCACAGUCCUUCCUGUGGUGUCAUUUCAGAUAAAGGAAGAACUAGAUCUAAAAAAAUAACAGAAAGUGGAAGAGGGAAACGAUAUUCAUACAAAUUACCUCAGGAGUACAACAUAGAGACUGUAGUGGUCGUAGAGCCAGCAAUGGUUUCCUAUCAUGGAGCAGACGCGGCCAGGAGAUUCAUUCUAACCAUCUUAAAUAUGGUUUUUAACCUUUUCCAACACAAGAGUCUUGGUGUGCAGGUCAAUCUUCGUGUGAUAAAGCUUAUUCUGCUCCAUGAAACUCCAGCUGACCUAUAUAUUGGGCACCAUGGAGAGAAAAUGCUGGAGAGUUUCUGUAAGUGGCAACAUGAAGAAUUUGGCAGAAAGAAUGACAUCCAUUUAGAGAUGUCCACAAACUGGGGAGAAGACCUGACAUCUGUAGAUGCAGCUAUACUUAUAACAAGGAAAGAUUUCUGUGUACACAAAGAUGAACCAUGUGAUACUGUUGGUAUAGCUUACUUGAGUGGAAUGUGUAGUGAAAAAAGAAAAUGCAUUAUUGCUGAAGACAAUGGCCUUAAUCUUGCAUUUACUAUUGCUCAUGAAAUGGGUCACAACAUGGGCAUCAACCAUGACAACGACCACCCAUCCUGUGCUGACGGUCUCCAUAUCAUGUCUGGAGAAUGGAUUAAAGGACAAAACCUUGGUGAUGUUUCAUGGUCUCGAUGUAGUAAGGAAGAUUUGGAAAGAUUUCUCAGGUCCAAGGCCAGUAACUGCUUGCUUCAGACAAAUCCCCAGAGUGUCAAUUCUGUGAUGGUUCCCUCCAAGUUGCCAGGGAUGACAUACACUGCUGAUGAACAAUGUCAGAUUCUGUUUGGGCCACUGGCUUCCUUUUGUCAAGAAAUGCAGCAUGUUAUUUGUACUGGAUUAUGGUGCAAGGUAGAAGGUGAGAAAGAAUGCAGAACCAAACUAGAUCCACCAAUGGAUGGAACUGAUUGUGACUCUGGUAAGUGGUGUAAGGCUGGAGAAUGUAGCAGCAGGACAUCAGCCCCUGGACAUGCGGCCGGAGAGUGGAGCGUGUGGAGUCCAUGUAGCCGGACCUGCAGUUCUGGGAUCAGCGGUCGCGAGCGCAGAUGUUCUGGGCGAGGUUCUGAAGCAAGGGAUUGUAAUGGUCCCAGAAAACAGUACAGAGUAUGUGAGAAUCCACCUUGUCCUGCAGGUUUGCCUGGAUUCAGGGACUGGCAAUGUCAGGCCUAUAGUGUUAGAACUUCGUACCCAAAGCAUGUACUUCAGUGGCAAGCUGUUAUGGAUGAAGAAAAACCUUGUGCCUUGUUUUGCUCACCUGUGGGAAAAGAACAGCCUAUUCUCUUAGCAGAAAAAGUGAUGGAUGGGACUUCUUGUGGAUAUCAAGGAUUAGAUAUCUGUGCAAAUGGCAGGUGCCAGAAAGUUGGCUGUGAUGGUUUCUUAGGGUCUCUUGCAAGGGAAGAUCACUGUGGGGUAUGCAAUGGCAACGGAAAAUCGUGUAAAAUCAUCAAAGGAGAUUUUAAUCAUACCAGAGGAGCAGUCUUCAUAGCUCUCCGAGACACUGGAAAACAGUCUAUUAAUAGUGACUGGAAGAUUGAACAUUCCGGAGCAUUCAACUUAGCAGGAACUACAGUCCACUAUGUCAGACGAGGCCUCUGGGAGAAGAUCUCUGCCAAAGGUCCUACUACAUCACCUUUACACCUGCUGGUGCUGCUGUUUCAAGACCAGAAUUAUGGUCUGCACUAUGAAUACACUGUCCCAUCCGACCCUCUUCCAGAGAAUCAGAGCUCUAAAGCACCUGAGCCCCUUUUCAUGUGGACACACACAGGCUGGGAAGAUUGUGAUGCCACAUGCGGAGGAGGGGAAAGGAGGACAACGGUGUCUUGUACAAAAAUCAUGAGCAAAAAUAUCAGCAUCGUGGACAACAAGAAAUGCAAAUACUUAACCAAGCCAGAGCCACAGAUUCGAAAGUGCAACGAGCAGCCGUGCCAGACCAGGUGGAUGAUGACAGAAUGGACUCCAUGUUCAAGAACUUGUGGGAAAGGAAUGCAGAGCAGACAAGUGGCCUGUACGCAACAGCUGAGCAACGGGACACUGAUCAGAGCCCAGGAGAGGGACUGUGCGGGGCCAAAGCCGGCCUCUGCCCAGCGCUGCGAGGGCCAGGACUGCAUGACUGUGUGGGAGGCGGGGGUGUGGUCUGAGUGUUCAGUCAAGUGCGGCAAAGGCAUACGCCAUCGGACUGUGAGGUGUACUAAUCCUAGAAAGAAAUGUGUCCUCUCCACCCGACCCAGAGAGGCUGAGGACUGUGAGGACUACUCAAAAUGCUAUGUGUGGCGAAUGGGUGACUGGUCUAAGUGCUCAAUUACCUGUGGCAAAGGAAUGCAGUCCCGUGUUGUCCAGUGCAUGCAUAAGAUAACAGGAAGACAUGGAAAUGAAUGUUUUUCUUCAGAAAAACCUGCAGCUUACAGGCCAUGCCACCUUCAACCCUGCAAUGAGAAGAUUAAUGUCAAUACAAUAACAUCACCCAGACUGGCUGCUCUGACUUUCAAGUGCCUGGGAGACCAGUGGCCUGUAUACUGCCGAGUGAUACGUGAGAAGAACUUGUGUCAGGACAUGCGAUGGUACCAGCGCUGCUGUGAGACAUGCAGGGACUUCUAUGCCCAGAAGCUACAGCAGAAGAGUUGA